Trifolium pratense (red clover) is the source of this 1258-nucleotide messenger RNA. RefSeq lists its product as uncharacterized. The record is from RefSeq and is a predicted model, not a curated record. Lineage: Eukaryota; Viridiplantae; Streptophyta; Magnoliopsida; Fabales; Fabaceae. Bases 112 to 735 code for a protein of 207 amino acids. The transcript is spliced from 6 exons.
CAUUCCCAAAAUGCAAAAUCCCCACCCACCAAAGCAUGUUAGUUAGUGAUAGUUUGUUUCUGGUUAACUUGUGAAUUGAAUUUUGAGCUCGAUUCUACCCCCAACCCAAUCAUGGGCGCUUCAGAGUCUACUUUCUCCAACGUACAGACGCCAGAUGACAAAAUCACCACCGUAACAGAGCGAUUGGAAGCUUCUGAUCCCAUUUUAGAGCGCCUUAAAUCCCUCAAAAUUACUCCGCCGGUAUUGACCUCUCCUCCAACUGAGGGUAGCUUGACUGACAUUUUAGUGAGGAGACCUUCGUCGUCGCCGACUUCAGCUACAGUGAAUCCAAGGGUUUUACUUGAGCUAUUCUCAAUGUACCGUGAUUGGCAGGAAGAAAGGGUCCAAGAGAUAAGCAAAAACCAGGAGGAGAUAGAAAACAGAAUAGAAGUUGCUGAUGCUUUGGCAAUCAAACUUCUUCAGCGAUAUAAUCAUUCAACAUCCACAAUGAAGACCGCUUCACGGCAUCUAUCAGGAGUUAAUUCAUUGCAGGUAGAAAUUGGAGAGCUCAAAGGAAGGUUGACUGAGGUUAUCAGCAACUGCGAUGCUUUGUGCAAAAGGAUUGCAGCAGAGGGACCAGAACCCCUCCGGUCAUCUAUCAAACCUUUUGCAAUUGCAAAGGCCGAUGAAGAAAUUUGCUCAAGUUCAACUAGCUUGCAAACAGUAACAAAAACAAGUCCACCUUCUGCAGAAUAGUAGUUGGACUAACAGGUUUGAUUAUUGCUCAUAUUAUCAGAAGCUUCGUGCAUUUUAGUGGGAAAUUUGAGAGCUUGAAGAGCUUUUGCAUCACAAUCACGUGAUUGAUUAAUUUUGUAUGGGCCAUGUUAUGGAUGGGGUGCCCGAAGUUUUUCAUUAAUUGAGAUCUAACUCAUGGCAACUUUAGAGCAAUGGGACCAUGUUCCUUUGCUUCUAUAGUGGGGAGCCUUGAUGCCCAUCACCGACACCCAAAAUUUGGGAUUUGCUAAUUGGAUGCCACAAAUUGCAAAAUUGUCAUAGCACUACACAUGAUCAGAUAUGAAGCUAUCAUUUAAUUUAAUUGUUUCGUAAUUUUUAAGUGCUUUGGGAAGUUCCCAAUAUAGUUUACAUGAUCAUGUAAUUGUGCAACAUUUUGCUGCUGUCCUCAACAGUGCUAUUUUAACAAAUAAAGAUUGUUUUUGUUUGUUUUAAAUUGUUCACAAAUUAAAUAUGUAUUCAAGUGCUGGUGAAUUAUUUUAUCAAA